AUGAGUAGUGUUGCUGCCUUCAUUGAAACAAUUGGGGAUCCUGCGAAUUUUGGGGAUGAAGAGGACACGAGGUCAUGGAUUGGAGGGACUAAUGGGGACUUCUCAGUUUCUUCAUGCUAUGAAAUGAUUGACGUACAACUACAACAACAAGGACAAGCUCAAGAGAGACAAAGAAAAAUUCCGUCAAAGUAUGUAUGGAAUUCAGCCAUCCCACCAAAAGUGUCAUUCCUAGUUUGGGCUGCAGCAAUGAAUGGUUUACCAACUGUUGAUCGUCUUCUUCGAAGAGGUAUGGCAAUUACAAACAUCAAUUGUUGUCUGUGUCACCAAGAACCCGAAACAAUUUCACACAUAUUUAUCCAUUGUGUAUUUGCAAAGAAAUUGUGGGAGCAUUUCCUAAACCUAUUGGAGUCAAGAUGGCGACCGCCGGAUUCAUGUAUGGAGCUUCUUAUCUCAUGGCAGUUGAAACUCAACAUUGAACCUAUUGAAUUCCUAAAAUUUUGCCUGCCUUUUGCUUUAUGGCAACAAAUUUGGAAAGAAAGGAACGAAAGAAUCUUCCGUAACAAAGAAAAAUCAGUGGAGCGGAUUAUCCUUCAGGUGAAAGCUUCUCUAUUCAGUUGGGCAAGUGUUCAUAUUUCCUUUAAGCAUUUCAAGUUUGCAGAUUUCAUCCAUGAUUGGCGGGCUUUUAAACGAUAA
Papaver somniferum (opium poppy) is the source of this 693-nucleotide messenger RNA. RefSeq lists its product as uncharacterized. The record is from RefSeq and is a predicted model, not a curated record. Bases 1 to 693 code for a protein of 230 amino acids. The transcript has a single exon. Lineage: Eukaryota; Viridiplantae; Streptophyta; Magnoliopsida; Ranunculales; Papaveraceae.